AUGGUCUCAACUCGCAAACAAAUCGAGGAUUCGGGUGAAGAACUUGUUGGACCAUUAAUUUCAGAAAAAGCUCUUCGACAAAAGAAGAAGAAAGCAAUAGUAGAAGGAGAAGGAACCGAUGCUAAGAUUGCGUCGUUGGCGCAACAAAUGGAGAAAAUGACGUUGAUGAUGGCAAAUUUGGUGAAGGAUCUUGCACGCAAAUCGCAGGAUGAGAUUUAUGAAGAUUCAAGGAGGAAGACCUCAAGAACUAAAACAUCCAAAGUUAAGAAAAGGGUGCAAUUUAGUGAAGAGGAAGAUUCCAAUGAGGAAGAGCAUUGA
Messenger RNA from Prunus armeniaca (apricot), 318 nucleotides. NCBI's taxonomy places the organism in Eukaryota, Viridiplantae, Streptophyta, Magnoliopsida, Rosales, Rosaceae. The record is from the annotation of a GenBank genome assembly.